Messenger RNA from Trypanosoma grayi, 621 nucleotides. RefSeq lists its product as hypothetical. The record is from RefSeq and is a predicted model, not a curated record. NCBI's taxonomy places the organism in Eukaryota, Euglenozoa, Kinetoplastea, Trypanosomatida, Trypanosomatidae. The transcript has a single exon. The coding region runs from base 1 to 621 and encodes 206 amino acids.
AUGGUCGCGCUGACGCUCAUCACGUGUGGUGGCAGCAAGUGUGAUGUUGAUGGCCGUGAGUGGCAGGUCCAAGUGCGCCGCGAGUGGCUGUGCGCUCGCGACAAGGCCCAGCGACUGCAGGCCGGCAAGCGAGUGCAGCAGCGGCUGCACACCAGAGUUGCGGCAGUGCUUCUGCAGAGUCGGCGGCAAGCGGCGAAUGGGCGUGCCCCACGUCGUGCACGACGGCUCCUCGUUACCGCCGCUGUUGAUGCCGCUGCCGUUGAUGUACUCUGCCACGUCGACAUCCGCGACACCGACGAUGAUGCAGAAGGAACUGAGACUCAUCUCCUGCAGCACUUCCUCAAGCGUCAGCGGGUCGCCUGGCGACCGCCCAAGAAUGCCCCACACACGCCAAAGCUCAAUGUGGAGCCGCGACUGGCGGAACAAGCCGACGCGGCUGUACCCGUUGCGCAUCAUCGUGACCUUCGCCACCACACGCCCACUCCGUGCUGUCGACCUCGCAAUGGCGGCAGCAGCAGCGGAGUGCCCCAAGCCGCCUUCUGCCGGCUGCGGCAGCCGCUGAAGCACGACCGUCGACUGCUGCCGCUUCUGGUCGCGGGCGGAGAGAGCAUCGAGGUAUGA